AUGAAAGGCAUUCUGGAAAUAGUCUGUUUCUAUUUUAUCGCUACUAAUAAUGUCGUUUUCGUGCAACAUUGUGGAUGUAGAGAUAUGAACCCGUGUUAUAAACGAAUGCUGGAAACGUUACUGGACGACAACGAGGAGCCAUGCGUCGAAAAUUCCGAGAUUGGCACCAUUUCCAUAACGGUUUUUUUAAAAGCACUGGAAGCAUUUUGUGGUAAAAUUGUAACAGUGUACAAUCAGAGCCUAACAUAUCAAAAAAGAAAUUUAUAUGAGGUUGUACUUGACCGUAAUGACGAUAAAACAACGACGAGAAGCAAUAAGCCAGUGAUUUUUUUAGACGCUGGACAGCAAGGAGGCGUGGAACCCGUGAAUUUUGCGCUGAUCAUAAUUGAACAGCUUGUCGGGUGCAAGGAACACAAUGUAAUGUCGAGGAACGUGCGAUGGGUCAUACUCCCCAAUACCAAUCCAGAUGGGCGGGAGUUUACCAGAUUUAACAUAAUGCCGUGGAGGAAGAAUGUACGCCUCUCCGACGAUAAUAAGAUCAAUGGUGUGGACAUCACUAGGAAUUUCGACGAUUCGUUCCACGACUGCGGUCUAAUUACCAACGGGUAUUCCCCCGAGUUCCAGGGUAAUAAGCCGCUGUCCGAAUCGGAAAGUGUGUUCAUAACAACCGCACUAAACAAAUACAAGAAUAAACUGAGGGCAUAUUUGUCGAUAAGACGCGACGGGCACGCGUUGUUGUACCCAUACGCCAGCACCAACAACACCGCUCCGGGAAUAUACAAACUGCAGGAGAAGGCUGCCGAAAUCGUGUCAAAGGUGAACCACAAGUCCGGCUUCAUAGAGAUGUUGGUGACCACCAGCAUAAACGAGAUGAAUGGUAGGCCGCAGUGCGGUCACAGCGUGGACUACGUCUUCAACAAGUUCAACCAGCCAUACGCGUACGAGAUGCGGGUGUACCUCGAAAACGAUCAUCGGAUGAUGAAGAAAUUCCAAGCCCUUCCCCGCGGUUACGACACGACACUGAAAGUGGGUUAUCUGUCCGUCAUAAAAGAGCUGUACAACCUCGUCAUCAGCGAACACAGAAACAGAACGUUCGCCAAGCGCGUUAUU
This is a messenger RNA of Iphiclides podalirius (scarce swallowtail), 1110 nucleotides long. NCBI's taxonomy places the organism in Eukaryota, Metazoa, Arthropoda, Insecta, Lepidoptera, Papilionidae. The record is from the annotation of a GenBank genome assembly.